GUUGCCCACACUGCACUCUGAGCCCUCAGGAUGCCUUGCUCUAAGCUGCUCACCUUCCUAAAGGGUCUGUCCCGGGUGAAGCCGCUGGAGCCGGAUGGCGAGAGCUCUGAUUUCUGCCGCUGUUUGACUACGCUGGACCUGGUGGCACUGGGCGUGGGCAGCACCCUGGGCGCUGGCGUCUACGUGCUCUCGGGUGAGGUGGCGCGCACUGUAUCCGGCCCCAGCAUCAUCGUCUCCUUCUUCAUCGCCGCCGUGGCAUCCGUGUUUGCUGGGCUGUGUUACGCCGAGUUCGGCGCCCGUGUGCCCAAAACAGGUUCUGCGUAUCUGUACAGCUACGUGACUGUGGGUGAAGUGUGGGCCUUCAUUACAGGAUGGAACCUGCUGCUGUCCUACAUCAUAGGUACGUCCAGCGUCGCCCGGGCCUGGAGCGGAACGUUUGAUGACCUCAUAGGGAAUGUCAUCGAUUCUUAUAUGAGGAACAAUGUAGCCAUGAACUUACCUGGACUCGCUCCUUACCCAGACUUCUUUGCAGCUGCACUUAUUAUGCUUCUGGCAGGUAUCCUUGCUUUCGGAGUCAAGGAGUCCGCGAUGGUCAACAAGAUCUUCACCGCCGUAAACGUGCUUGUGCUGCUGUUCGUCAUCAUUGCUGGAUUUAUUAAAGGUGACAUUAAAAACUGGCAGCUAACCGAAGAGGACAUCGUCAACACCACCACAUCGACUAACCCAAACAGCACUACUGAUACGUUGAUAUACGGGACUGGAGGAUUUUUCCCUUUUGGAUUUGCAGGAACGUUGUCUGGAGCUGCAACCUGCUUCUACGCUUUUGUAGGAUUCGAUUGUAUCGCCACUACAGGUGAGGAGGUCCGUAACCCUCAGAAGUCGAUCCCUGUGGGUAUCGUGGCGUCGCUCCUGAUCUGUUUUUUGGCCUACUUUGGAGUUUCGGCCGCUCUCACGCUCAUGAUGCCCUACUACCUGCUGAGCGUCCAGAGCCCUCUCCCUGUGGCCUUCACGCACGUAGGCUGGGAACCAGCGAAGUACGUUGUGGCCGUCGGGUCUCUGUGCGCACUCUCUACAAGUUUGUUGGGUGCGAUGUUCCCGAUGCCGCGUGUCCUGUUUGCCAUGGCCCGAGAUGGACUUCUCUUCAAACCCCUGAGUCGAAUGAGCUCCAGACAGAGUCCCGUCUUCGCCACGCUCACGUCGGGAAUAGUGGCAGCCAUCAUGGCGCUUGUGUUCGACCUGAAAGCUCUGGUGGACAUGAUGUCCAUCGGUACGCUGUUUGCCUACACGCUGGUGGCCAUCUGCAUCCUCAUCCUCAGAUACCAAGGGGAUUCGGACAAGCUGAGCGAGAAGGAGAAGUGGACUUUAAUGCGACCGCCAUCUUCACCUACAGCCACCAGCUCUAAAGUCGUCUCCAUACUGACCAUGAUCAUCAUCGUGUUGACAAUGGCUGUGAGUGUGAUUCUGACGAAGGGGUUGGACGUGGUGGGGACGUGGUGGAUGAUUCUGAUCAUCUGCGUACUCGUGCUGUUUUUACUCACUGCGCUCGUCAUCAUCUGGAGACAACCACAGAGCAGCACCAAAGCCGCCUUCAUGGUUCCUCUUGUGCCGGUGCUUCCCAUCCUCAGCACUUUCGUCAACAUUUAUCUGAUGGUUCAGCUGGGAGGAGAGACGUGGAUCCGUUACGCAGUGUGGAUGGCAAUAGGGCUGCUGAUCUAUUUCGGCUACGGCGUUUGGCACAGCGUCCAGAAGAAACGAGACAAAACCUCUCAUCGCCCCGAGACGAAAACCAUCUGCACCCAAAGGGAGGAAACGAAGAAAGACAACGUUUCUCUACAACAAACCAAGCUCUAAACUUUUAGCCGGUCUCUACCCGAGCCUUAUUAAUAUCGAUUCACAAUACAGUUUUUUUCUUUUUUUUUUUACUGGAUUGUCGAUGACAGUGUGUGCGCGGAUCAGGGUGUGUCCAUUUGUAAAAUUUCUUUUACAAGACAGACAUGAAACGUUCUAAUGACUUGAUCAUCUAAAAAAAGCCAUUAUAAAUAUUAUAUACACGUUAUUUUUUAUAGACUAUGUAUUUUCUAUGCCAUAUUCUGUAAUAUUUCAGCUGCUGAAAUGCUGACUAAAGAACUGAAUAUCGGUAUUGAUAUCACGAACGAAUGUGGCCAGAUUUGAUUAUUACUCCUCUCUGUUUUUGUUCAAGGUGUUUUGUGUCUGAGAAUGUGUAAAUAUUGUCAGUAUUUUUCCAUGGAAGACUAAAAGCAGGA
Ictalurus furcatus (blue catfish) is the source of this 2264-nucleotide messenger RNA. RefSeq names its product cationic amino acid transporter 2 family protein. The coding region runs from base 31 to 1851 and encodes 606 amino acids. Gene Ontology annotation, cellular component: plasma membrane. Lineage: Eukaryota; Metazoa; Chordata; Actinopteri; Siluriformes; Ictaluridae. The record is from RefSeq and is a predicted model, not a curated record. Gene Ontology annotation, biological process: transmembrane transport; amino acid transport. Gene Ontology annotation, molecular function: amino acid transmembrane transporter activity. The transcript is spliced from 12 exons.